Molecule: messenger RNA, 1798 nt
Organism: Tarenaya hassleriana
Lineage: Eukaryota; Viridiplantae; Streptophyta; Magnoliopsida; Brassicales; Cleomaceae
Product: serine carboxypeptidase-like 20
Exons: 14
Coding region: 178-1656 (492 amino acids)
Biological process (GO): secondary metabolic process; proteolysis
Molecular function (GO): serine-type carboxypeptidase activity; acyltransferase activity, transferring groups other than amino-acyl groups
Source: RefSeq, a predicted model, not a curated record
AAAUCUGCCAAUAAUAUAUGGUGAAUCUGAGAAUCAUUAAAGGUUUUUAAUCAUUUCAAGAUUUUUUUUCACAUCUGUUUGUUUCAAUAACACACGUGGGUUCUGCAUAAAUACAAAGCUGUAACACCACAGUUCUUACAAAAGUUCUGAUCUUCUUUUCUGUCAUUGUUCUUGAGAAUGGGUCGUUUUGUGGAAGCUUCUGCAGUUGCUCUGACGUUGUUUUUGGCUGUUGUAAUAACACAUUCAGCUCCAGAAUCUGCUCUUGUCACCACACUUCCUGGCUUCAAUGGCACUCUUCCUUCCAAACACUACGCCGGGUACGUGACGAUCGAUGAGAAACGUGACAAGAAUCUAUGGUAUUACUUUGCGGAAUCCGAGAAGGAUCCGGCCGAGGAUCCUGUCGUGCUUUGGCUCAACGGCGGUCCAGGUUGCUCGAGCAUGGAUGGCUUUGUCUACGAACAUGGUCCUUUUGAUUUCAAACAAGCAAAAACAGACGGCAGUUUGCCACAGUUACGGCUCAAUCCUUACAGCUGGUCCAAGGUUUCCAACAUCAUAUACCUGGAUUCACCUGCAGGUGUUGGGUUUUCAUACUCGGAGACCAAAUCUGAUUAUUCCACAAAUGAUACGCAGACUGCCAUUGACGCUCAUGCGUUUCUUCUCAAGUGGUUCCGAAUGUUUCCGGAGUUUCAAUCGAAUCCGUUCUACAUCUCGGGAGAAUCCUACGCUGGAAUCUAUGUGCCGACGCUCGCUUCUGAAGUCGUCAAUGGUAUUAAGGAUGGCGUAAAACCGGUUAUCAACUUCAAGGGAUAUUUGAUCGGCAACGGAGCUGCAGACCCGAUUUAUGACGGGAACGCUUUAGUCCCGUUCGCACACGGGAUGGGACUAAUCUCGGAUGACCUCUUCAAGGAGGCUACAGCUGUGUGCCAAGGAACGUUCUAUAGCUCGAAUGGACCUAAAUGCGACGAAAAACUGGCUAAAGUCGACGAGGACAUCGCAAAAUUGAACGUAUACAACAUUCUCGAGCCGUGCUACCACGGGACAACGUCCCUUUCAGCGUCCGAUGUCAAUUUGCCAUCUAGUUUCCUUGAUUUGGGCAAAACUAAAAGGCAAUUGGCUGUGAGAAAGAGAAUGUUCGGUCGUGCUUGGCCUCUACGCGCGCCUGUACUUCCAGGCCUCGUCCCAAAUUGGCCUCAACUCCUCGAAAACAUCUAUACCCCUUGCACCGACGACAGAGUAGCAACGAUAUGGUUGGACGAUCCAGCGGUCAGGAAAGCAGUUCAUGCCAAAGAGGUCAGUGAGAUCGGAAGCUGGAUGCUCUGCACAUCGAAACUCAGAUAUGUACAUGACUAUGGAAGCAUGCUCUUUCUCCAUAGAAAGCUCACUCUUGGCGGAUACCGAGCUCUCAUUUACAGCGGAGAUCAUGAUAUGUGUAUUCCAUAUACCGGUUCUGAAGCAUGGACACGUUCUCUCGGAUACAAUGUCACAGAUGAAUGGAGGGCAUGGAUAUCAAAUGAUCAAGUAGCCGGGUAUACACAAGGAUAUGCGAACAAUCUCACGUUUCUAACUAUCAAGGGUGCAGGGCAUACAGUUCCCGAGUACAAGCCUCGCGAGUCGUUGGAUUUCUAUAGCCGGUUUCUUGCAGGAGAAAAGAUAUGAUGAAACCCAUAAAGAUUCAUGUUCUGUUCUGUCAGAAGUUGUUCAAUGGUUUCAUCUUCAUCGUAUGUUUCUGUACUGUUAAGUCUUUGAGUAUAUAAAUAAAAGAAGUAUGUGUUUUAAGCUUCAAACAUUGCAUUUAACA